Thlaspi arvense is the source of this 3294-nucleotide messenger RNA. The record is from the annotation of a GenBank genome assembly. NCBI's taxonomy places the organism in Eukaryota, Viridiplantae, Streptophyta, Magnoliopsida, Brassicales, Brassicaceae.
AUGGUACGCUCUUUCUCCUCCUUCUACUUCUCUGGGUUUGCGGAUCCACUUACCUUUCAUAAGCUGAAUAAAAGCAACCGCGACAAACUUCAGCAGUUCGUGGCUAUCACAGGAGCUAGUGAGAAGAAUGCUAUUCAAGCUCUCAAAGCCAGCGAUUGGCACCUCGAAGCAGCGUUUGAUGUGUUUUACAGCCAGCCUCAGCCAAGAAGCAAUGCUGAUAUGAGACGCUUGGAGGAGCUCUACAAUAGAUAUAAAGGCAAGCUACUUUACCCAUAUUCUGAUAUGAUUCUAGCGGAUGGUAUCUCGGUUCUGUGUAAUGAUCUUCAGGUGGAACCCCAAGACAUUGUCACGUUGGUUCUUUCGUGGCAUAUGAAUGCUGCCACAGCGUGUGAAUUUUCCAAGGAAGAGUUUGUUAGUGGAUUACAAUCAUUAAGUGUAGAUUCCAUUGCGAAGUUGCAGGAAAAGCUGUCUUUUAUGCGUUCUGAGCUUAAAGAUGAACAAAAGUUCCAUGAGAUAUACAACUUUGCUUUUGGGUGGGCGAAAGAGAAGGGGCAGAAGUCGCUUGCUUUAGAUACAGCGAUUGGGAUGUGGCAGUUGCUCUUUGCAGAGAGAGAGUGGCCACUGGUAAAUCACUGGUGUGAUUUCUUGCAGGAUCGCCAUAACAAGGCGAUAUCUAAAGACACAUGGGCACAGCUCCUGGAAUUUGCCAGGACGGUGGACCCGGCGCUGUCGAAUUACGAUGCAGAAGGAGCAUGGCCUUACCUCAUCGAUGAAUUCGUUGAGUAUUUGUAUGACAAGAGCGUUGUUGAAAAGUAACCUGGCACCUGGGAGAAGCAAUCAGCACUGUUUUACAACGUUCCUUCUCAUUAUUUUAUAGACUUAUUUUUGUGUUGUUCAGAAUCACACUGAUGAUCAACUAAGUGAGCUUUCCAACUUUCAGACAAAUCCAGUUUUUUUAGCGUAAUGAAACCAACGAUUUCUCUCGUGUCUGUUGUUACCAAUAAUCACCGCACGAACAAACUCCAUCCUUAAAAUGGUGGAACCGAUUCGUGUCUCUCACAACAAUCUCUCUGCCCACAAGCUUCGAGAUAAGCUUCGUAGCGGCGUGACAGUUCACACAAGCUCUCAGAUUCUUUGUGAUCCUAAGUGUUGUCCCUUGCGGCGUACUUAUAAGCCCAUACGCAAUCGCUAUCCUCUCGCUGUGGCUGCACAGAGUCUCCUCAGUUUCUUCAUCGUUGAGGUCGUGCAGCGAAGCAUCCUUGUACGCCACAAAUCCACCUUCCUUCAGUUUACUCUCAAUCCACUCUACUUGUCUCUCAAUCUCUUCAUAUCUUGGAUGUGACUUAUCACCCACUCUAAAAGCCUCCAACCUUCCCCUCACUUCAACCCAGCUGCAUCCCACAUCUUUGCUCAAUCCUUUCUCCUUCAUUCUCACUCGAACCUCUGCUACACGGUCCCACAAACGCGCUGCAGCAUACAGAUUAGAGAGCUGCACGUAGUGCCCUGUGUUGGAUGGGUCUAUCGAGAAAAGCUGCUGAGCCGCGUAUUCCCCUAGGCUCACGUGGCGAUGCUUCUUGCACGCGCUCAAGAGCGCUCCCCAAACCGUCACACCAGGCUGGACCGGCAUGCAUUUGAUCACUUCGUAGGCUUGAUCAAGAUGACCAGCACGCCCGAGAAGAUCAAUGACGCAUGCAUAGUGUUGCUGCUGCGGGUUGAUUCUGUGAUCCGUCAUCCGGUUGAAGAACCACCAGCCUUCUCUAACCAAGCCUGAAUGGUUACAAGCCAUUAGAACCCCUAGAAACGUUACAUCAUUGGGAUGAACUCCACCACGUUCCAUUGCACGGUACAGACUGAUUGCUUCCCUUGCCUGACCGUGUAGUCCAUACCCAACAAUCAUAGCACUCCACAUCACAACGUCCUUGUCGAGUGUUCGGUCGAAAACCGAUCUCGCACAGUCUACACUCCCGCAUUUCGCAAACAUAUCGAUUAGUGCGCUGCUAAUAAAAACAUCGUCUCCGUGGUUACUCCUGCGUACGUAUUCGUCCAUCCACAGGGCCUGCUCAAGAGAGCCUACUUGAGCGCAAGCCGAAAUGGCAGAUGUUAUAGAGAUGGUGUCAGGUCUGACAUCUUUACUGAUCAUCUCGUGGAACAUAUCAAUAGCAUUCUUGGCGUAGCCGUUUUUCGCAUAGCCAGAGAUCAUGGCGUUCCACAGUAUCAAGUUUGGUGACUUCAUCUUAUCAAACAGGAUCUUGGCAGUCGCGACUUGGCCACAUUUUGCAUACAUUGUGUUGAGAGAGAUGAGCAGGUCAGGCUCUGUUUCGAGACCCAUCUUCACAACAGAAGCGUGAAUAGAUCUCCCUUGCUCCAAAUCUUGCAGGCAGGUGAAAGCAUUGAGAACGCUGACAAGGGCUACCCAGUCUGGCUUCACAUCCAUCUUCCUCAUCUGACUGAAAAUCUCGAGAGCCUCCACAGGCUCACCGUUCUGAGCAUAAGCCGAAAUGAUAGCCGUCCAUGAGACUAUCGUUCUCUCUGGCAGAGGCAAUCCUUCAAACACGGUUCUUGCGCGGUCCAUACGCCUGCAUCUCGCGUACAAGGCAAUGAGACCGUUCUGAACAAAGACAUCAGCUUCAAAGCCAAGCCUGAAUACUUGAGCGUGGACGAGACGACCCAUCUGAAGGUGAGGCAACCCGCUGCAGGAUUUAAGGAGGUGAGGGAAAGUGAAAGAAUCAGGAGAAACGCGAGCGAGUUGCAUCUUGGAAUACAUGAGAAGAGCAUCUUGGAAGAAAUUGUUUCUGGAGUAACCCCUGAUGAUGGCGUUCCAAGGGAAUAUCUGAGGGCGAGGUAAAUCGUCGAACACCUUGCGUGCGAAACAAAUGUCACCAAAGGAAGAGCUUGCGUGGAUGAGCUUGGUGAUCAAGAAACCACUAAACUGCAAACCCAGAACCAGUAAACGUGCGUGGAUUUGCCUCAGCUGAGCUCUGUGAGGUGAAUUAUCGAUAAGUGCAGCGUAGAAAGAAUCGGAAUGGAUUCCAGAAUUGGCUGCACAAAAGGAGAAGCGAGAAGAGACGCUUCCGACAUUGAUCUUCCUCUGUCCUCUCCUGACUUGUUUUGUUAUCUCUGCUUCCUAGUCUUCUUGGUCAUCUCCAUCAUUUUAAUUUUGAACACACUCUUUUGUAUAUCAAUUUCUCAAUAUAUAAACUCAAUUUCUGAAUUCUUCAACAUAUUAAAUGUUUCAACAUAUUAACUCAAUUUCUGAGUUCUUCAACAUUUUAAAUGUUUCAACCCAAUUCUUCU